Messenger RNA from Cucurbita moschata (crookneck pumpkin), 1496 nucleotides. RefSeq names its product probable serine/threonine-protein kinase WNK11. The transcript is spliced from 4 exons. Bases 381 to 1271 code for a protein of 296 amino acids. The record is from RefSeq and is a predicted model, not a curated record. Gene Ontology annotation, biological process: intracellular signal transduction; protein phosphorylation. NCBI's taxonomy places the organism in Eukaryota, Viridiplantae, Streptophyta, Magnoliopsida, Cucurbitales, Cucurbitaceae. Gene Ontology annotation, molecular function: protein serine/threonine kinase activity; ATP binding. Gene Ontology annotation, cellular component: cytoplasm.
CCUCGACUUGACGCAGGAAAAACCAACUGAACGGAAGAGAGAGAGAGAGGGAAGUUUUUUUUUUUUCUCGCUCCGUUUCUUUGGAGAUUUCCGUCCGGCAUCAACACCAAGCAAGAUGAAGAAUUGCCGAAGAAGCAGUCAGGAUAUUUCUUUCAACUAUCCGUUUUGGUUUUAAUACGAAUGAUAUUUUUCGGGUUGUAAUAGUAAUGUCAGGACUCUGUACUUCCGUUAUAUCGAUGGUUUUUAGAUAUUUUAUUAGAAAUUAUUGGAUUAAGGUGAAGCUGGGUUAGCUGUAUCAAUAAUCAAGUUUAUGAAUGUGAGGAUUAUACUCUGUCGCAUUCCUUUUAGGAUUCAGCUGCCAGCUCUUAGUUUAUUAUCUGAUGCCAGCUGAUAAUUCAAUUCCAUUUGACAGAGAUGCCGAGCCUUUUGUUGAGGUCGAUCCAACUGGAAGGUUUGGACGAUACGAUGAUCUUCUUGGGUCUGGAGCAGUGAAGAAAGUAUAUCGGGCAUUUGAUCAGGAGGAAGGUAUAGAGGUUGCUUGGAAUCAGGUUCGAUUGAGGAAAUUCAGUGGGGAUCCAGUGUUCAUCAACCGCUUGAGAUCGGAGGUUCAGCUGCUGAGCACGUUGAGUAACGAUUAUAUCAUAGUUUGCUACAGUGUUUGGAAUGAUGAUGAGCACAAUACGUUGAAUUUCAUUACCGAGGUGUGUACAUCAGGAAAUCUGAGGGAUUAUCGUAAGAAACAUCGACAUGUGUCAAUUAAGGCCUUGAAGAAGUGGUCAAAGCAGGUACUUGAGGGAUUGGAUUAUCUUCAUAAUCAUGAGCCUUGCAUUAUUCAUCGAGAUCUCAACUGCAGUAACAUAUUUGUCAAUGGGAAUAUUGGUCAGGUGAAAAUAGGUGAUCUAGGUUUUGCAGCUAUAGUUGGCAAGAGUCAUGCUGCGCACUCAAUCAUAGGCACACCGGAGUAUAUGGCACCAGAACUGUACGAGGAAGAUUACACAGAGAUGGUGGAUAUAUACUCUUUUGCGAUGUGUUUGCUUGAGAUGGUCACGAUGGAGAUACCAUACAGUGAAUGUGAUAGUAUUGCCAAGAUAUACAAGAAGGUGACGACUGGAAUAAAACCCCAAGCAUUAAACAAAGUGACAAAUGAUGAAGUCAGGGCUUUCAUUGAGAAGUGCAUUGCACAACCAAGGGCAAGGCCUACCACUUCUGAACUUCUCAAGGACCCCUUCUUCGAUGAAGUCAGGGAUGAAGAUUCCGAACAGAGUUAUUAGAGGAGAAGCACUUUUAACCAGAGAUUUUAAGACGUGUUUCCUCUACCCGUGCCACCACCGACCGAUGAGCAUGAAGGUUUUUCUCUUUUUCAUACUGCACUUCAGUUUUUUCCCAUUUCUGUAAUUCAUUUCUCGUCACUGGAUUCUUGUCAAUGACUUCACGUCUAUGGAAUGAUAUCUUGGAUUUGCCGAGGCAAGCAAUAAAAUUCUUUUCCCUUGUAGCCA